AUGAAUUCCGACGCUGAUUCCGUCGCUAACCCUCCACCAUCACCAUCACCACCGCCGUCAUCAAUCCUCAUCCCCGGCCUCCCAAACGAAGUUUCCAGAACCAUCCUCUCCAUGGUACCUUACGCUCACCACGCUCGUCUCAAAUCAACUUCCAAAUCAUGGAAAUCCGCACUUUCAUCAAAGUCAUUUCUCAACACACUGUUAGGUCAAAACCGUAACAAUCUCAUCUGUAUCUUUCCUCAAGAUCCUUCAAUCGCGUCGCCGUAUCUCUUCGACGCUAACGCCGUCGCUUGGUGUCCUCUUCCUCCUAUGCCGUGUAACCCUCACGUUUACGGUUUGUGUAACUUCGCCGCCGUUCCGUUUGGUUCUCAUAUUUACAUCAUCGGCGGGUCGCUUUUUGAUACUCGCUCUUUUCCGAUCAACCGUCCGUCGUCGUCUUCCGCGACUUUCCGUUUCAAUUUCCGUGAUUUCUCGUGGGAGGAUCGCGCUCCGAUGAUUUCGCCUCGCGGAAGUUUCGCGUAUGCUGUGGUUCCUUCCUCCGGUGAGAUUAUUGUCGCCGGAGGUGGAUCGCGGCAUACGGUUUUUGCUGCGGCGGGAUCUCGGAUUCGGGCGGUGGAGCGGUAUGAUGUGGUGGAGGAUCAGUGGGAGGAAUUGGAUCCUCUUCCGUGUUUUCGGGCUGGGUGUGUUGGGUUUAUGGAGAGGGAGAGGGAGGAGUUUUGGGUUGUUGGUGGUUAUAGUGCUUCGAGGACUGUUUCGGGGGUUUUUCCGGUGGAUGAGUAUUGUAGAGAUGCGGCGGUGAUGGGUUUGGAGGACGGUGCGUGGCGGGAGGUUGGUGAGACAUGGGGGGAUGGAGAGGAUGUUAGGGCUGGGAAAAUUGUUGUUGGUGAUGAUAGUGGCUCUCCUUUGGUGUUCAUGCUUGAUGGGAAUGAGAUUUUCAGAUAUGAGACGUCUUCAAAUCGUUGGGAAUACGAGUCUCGUGUGCCAAAAAAAGCUCCCCUUGGCUCGGCCUUUGGCGUUGUAGUAGCAUCUGGCGAGCUGUAUGUAUUGUCGCAUUUGUAUGAUGAUGAUUUUGCAGAAACUCGAAGGUCCAGGCCCUAUAAGAAAACAGGAACCAUGUGCUUUCAAAUCUAUAAUCCGAAAAAGAAGACAUGGAGAACAGUGGUCACAAAAUCGCCUUUCACUCGCCAUAUAGAUAUUACUAGUGCGGUAUUGAGCUCAAUUCGUCUGUGA
Vicia faba (fava bean) is the source of this 1230-nucleotide messenger RNA. The record is from the annotation of a GenBank genome assembly. Lineage: Eukaryota; Viridiplantae; Streptophyta; Magnoliopsida; Fabales; Fabaceae.